AUGCUCCUCGAGACUGUAAAUACCGUCUCCGAACAAGCUCCAAUCAUCGACACCCAAAAACCAUUUACACUUUCCAUACCACCAAAAACAGACGUAUUCGUCUCUCCAGUUUUAGGCUACCAUUUCUCUGCGCCAGUCAUUUAUACAAAAAUCGCAACAGAUUCCUUCAAAUCAUCACGUGCUACGAUCAGUGUUCCUUUUCAGCUCCCAAGUCCAAAUUCAGAGAGUGGAUCAAAUCCUACUAUACAAUACGACCAAGCAGGCCUUAUCUUCGUCCUUCCAACUCCCUCCCUCCCUAAACCCUCUCGCGCUCACCCUGGCAGCCAUUCAGGAAUAAAAACCGGCGUGCAUCCGAAAUGGGUCAAAGCUGGUAUCGAGGUCUGGGAGGGCAAGGCGUGGGGCAGUAUUGUUGUGCGGGAUAGAUGGAGUGAUUGGAGUCUCUUUGAACUUCCAGCCUCAGCGCUCGGUGCACAUGCUGGUAUCUUAGGGAACAAACCAUCUGCGACUAUAAAUCUGGAGACGAAUCGUGUUGGUGACGCACUGAUGAUCUAUAUGGUGGAAGAGGGCCAGGAGCCAAUACCGGUUAGGAAGGUACCUUGGUGGUUUAUGGAGGAUGAGACGGAAGACGCUUUCUGGGUAGGCGUCUACGGGGCAAGACCUGACCCGUUUGAUGAGGCGACAAGGAACCUAGAAGUAGAGUUUGCAGGGUUUGAAGUGGAAUCUAAAGCAUCCGGUUGUAUAAAGGAGUUAACCACCUUCAACGUGCUUACUCUGUUUGAGUAG
This is a messenger RNA of Lachnellula hyalina, 783 nucleotides long. RefSeq lists its product as uncharacterized. Bases 1 to 783 code for a protein of 260 amino acids. NCBI's taxonomy places the organism in Eukaryota, Fungi, Ascomycota, Leotiomycetes, Helotiales, Lachnaceae. The transcript has 2 exons. The record is from RefSeq and is a predicted model, not a curated record.